This is a messenger RNA of Nematolebias whitei (Rio pearlfish), 1956 nucleotides long. Its product is annotated as protocadherin gamma-A11. Gene Ontology annotation, biological process: homophilic cell-cell adhesion. Gene Ontology annotation, molecular function: calcium ion binding. The record is from RefSeq and is a predicted model, not a curated record. The transcript is spliced from 4 exons. Gene Ontology annotation, cellular component: plasma membrane. Bases 148 to 1956 code for a protein of 602 amino acids. NCBI's taxonomy places the organism in Eukaryota, Metazoa, Chordata, Actinopteri, Cyprinodontiformes, Rivulidae.
GAAAGGAUAAAUCUGAAAAGACACAGAGGGAUAUUACUGAGAUUGAGCAUAUCCUGUGGAAUAUAUUGUAUUUUAUUUUUAUUUUUUGUAUUUGUUCAUUUUUCGGAACACCUUAUAGUUUGUUUUAGAGGAAAAUUUAUUCUCAUCAUGUUGUGUGGAGACCGAGCGCACCCUGGACGGGUAAAAUGGCGAUUUGGCUGCGGACAGAUUUUUUUUCUCUUUAAUUUUCUUUGUUGUUUCACUGGUUUUGUCUCCGGACACAUCAGAUAUUCAAUCCCAGAGGAGAUGAAGAGAGGCUCUCUGAUCGGGAAUGUAGCGCAGGACCUGGGCUUGGAUCUGAACAGGCUCCGUUCUGGUCGGGCCCGCAUCGUGAGCGGAGAAAACAUCCAGUACACCGAGCUGAAGGCAGACAAAGGGACCUUAGUGGUGAAGGAGAGAAUCGACCGAGAGCAGCUUUGCGGCGACACAACACCGUGCAGCUUCAGCUUUGAGGUGAUUUUAGAAAAUCCCAUGGAGCUGCAUCAAAUCACUGUCGAGAUUACAGACAUUAAUGAUCAUUCUCCGACGUUUAAACAAGCUGAAAUAGAUUUUGAAAUUAGUGAAUCAGCUGUUACCGGCGCUCGUUUUCCACUUGCGCCUGCAGAAGAUUUAGAUGUGGGUGUGAACAAAUUGAGAGAAUAUUUCCUGACCGACAAUGAUCAUUUUGUCCUUAAACAACAUUCAAACGCAGAUGGAAAGAAAGACGCAGAGAUGGUUCUCCAGAAGCCUUUAGACCGAGAAACAAACCCUCAUCUGUCUUUAAAGCUGAUAGCUGUGGACGGAGGGACUCCUCAGAGAUCUGGGUCAGUCAAUAUAAAUGUGACAGUUCUUGAUGCAAAUGAUAACAUCCCCGUGUUUAACCAAAGCGUUUAUAAAACAGCUGUGGUGGAAAACACCGUGAAAGGCACAAGUAUAAUUUCUGUGAAUGCCACAGACGCUGAUAGUGGUUCGAAUGGACUCAUUACUUACAGUUUGUCUAAAAUGAAAGGGAGUGCUGCAGAUAUUUUUAGAAUUAAUAAAGACUCCGGUGCAAUAUUUGUUUCUGGUGAAAUAGAUUUUGAAAGAGAGAGAAAAUUUGAAGUCAGAGUAGAAGCAAAAGAUCAGGGUGGAUUAAUAGGAACAAGUAAAGUUAUAAUCGAUGCCCUGGAUAUGAACGAUAACACUCCUGUUAUAAAUGUGAUGUCAUUCUCCAGUCCGUUAUCUGAAGAUGCGCCUCCUGGUACAACAGUCGCCAUUUUGAACAUAAAAGAUGCAGAUUCUGACAAAAAUGGUCAAAUUAAAUGUUCUGUAGAAGGAAAGCUUCCUUUUAGAAUCGAGUCAUCUCUAACAAACUAUUAUAAUUUAAUCACAGAUCAACAUUUAGAUAGAGAAUCUGUCUCAGAAUAUAACAUAACUAUAACAGCCACAGAUUUUGGAUCUCCACCUCUGUCUACUUCAACACAGUUACACCUUAAAGUUUCUGAUGUAAAUGACAACGCGCCGUUGUUUGAUAAAAGCAGCUACUCUGCUCACAUCAUGGAGAACAAUCCACCUGGAUUUAAUAUAUUUGCUGUCAGCGCGCGAGACUCUGACUGGAAUCAAAACGCGAGAAUCUCCUAUCUUUUAGAGGAAACACAGGUCGGUGGUAAUCCAGUGUCCAGUUUUGUGUCUUUAAACUCUGAAACUGGAGUUCUGAGUGCUGUUCGCUCGUUUGAUUAUGAACAAAUUAAAGAGAUUCAGUUAGUAGUUAAAGCGCAGGAUGGAGGCUCUCCUCCACUCAGCAGCAAUGUGACUGUGAAAAUCCUGAUCCAGGACCAGAAUGAUAACCCUCCUCAAGUUCUGUUCCCAGUCCAGACCGGUGGCUCCAGGAUACAGAGUGACAAGAACCUCCUGGACCAACCUGACUCUCCUAUAGAGUGCACACCCGAGAGAUGUUAA